UGAGGACCUGGGGGAGUUCAUGGAGAUGAAAGGUGCCAGCAGCCCUGGGAUCCUCGUGCUGACCACCGGCCUCAGCAAGCCCUUCAUGCGCCUGGACAAGUACCCCACGCUGCUGAAGGAGCUGGAGAGACACAUGGAGGAUUAUCAUCCUGAUAGGCAAGAUAUUCAAAAGUCUAUGACUGCCUUCAAAAACCUUUCAGCCCAAUGUCAAGAAGUACGAAAAAGAAAAGAGCUCGAACUGCAGAUCCUGACAGAGUCCAUCUGGAGCUGGGAGGGAGAUGACAUUAAGACGCUGGGCAAUGUCAUUUACAUGUCCCAGGUCAUGAUUCAGUGCGCAGGAAGCGAGGAAAAGAAUGAAAGAUACCUUCUACUCUUCCCAAAUCUCUUGCUAAUGUCUGCCAGUCGGAUGAGCGGUUUCAUUUACCAGGGAAAGCUACCAACGACCGGAAUGACAAUCACAAAGCUUGAGGACAGUGAAAACCAUAGGAAUGCAUUUGAAAUAUCAGGGAGCAUGAUUGAGCGGAUACUGGUAUCUUGCAACAACCAGCAGGACCUACAUGAGUGGGUAGACCACCUGCAGAAGCAGACGAAGGUUACGUCUGUGAGCAACCCCACCAUCAAGCCCCACUCUGUGCCAUCUCACACUCUCCCCUCCCAUCCUAUCACUCCAUCCAGCAAGCACGCGGACAGCAAGCCUGUGGCACUGACGCCUGCCUACCACACUCUCCCCCACCCCUCUCACCAUGGCACCCCUCACACAACCAUCAGCUGGGGACCCCUGGAGCCUCCGAAGACCCCCAAGCCUUGGAGCCUGAGUUGCCUGCGGCCUGCACCUCCCCUUCGACCCUCAGCUGCUCUCUGCUACAAGGAGGACCUUAGUAAGAGUCCCAAGACAAUGAAAAAGCUGCUACCGAAGCGCAAACCUGAACGGAAGCCUUCAGACGAGGAGUUUGCCUUACGAAAGAGCACAGCUGCUCUGGAAGAAGAUGCCCAGAUUCUAAAAGUUAUCGAAGCUUACUGCACAAGUGCAAAGACACGGCAGACACUCAAUUCAACAUGGCAAGGCACUGACCUGAUGCAUAAUCACGUCUUGGCUGAUGACGACCAAUCAAGUCUAGACUCCUUGGGUCGUCGCAGUAGCCUUUCUCGUUUGGAGCCCUCAGACCUGUCGGAAGACUCUGAGUACGACAGUAUAUGGACAGCCCAUAGUUACAGAAUGGGUUCUGCAUCCCGUUCACGCAAAGAAUCUGCGCCACAAGUUUUGCUUCCAGAAGAAGAGAAAAUUAUCGUUGAAGAAACUAAAAGUAACGGUCAGACAGUGAUAGAAGAAAAGAGCCUCGUGGAUACUGUGUAUGCAUUAAAGGAUGAAGUCCAAGAGUUAAGACAGGAUAACAAGAAGAUGAAGAAGUCCUUAGAGGAGGAGCAGAGGGCCCGCAAGGACCUGGAGAAGCUGGUGAGGAAGGUUCUGAAGAACAUGAACGACCCUGCUUGGGAUGAGACCAAUCUAUAGGGUGACCUCAUUCUCACAGGCUGAAGACCAGCAAUUCCCAGACCAGGCCAGGGCCCUUGGCCUCAAGCAGGGUGACAUUCAAGACUGAGGAAAGUGGUCUUCAUCAGGCAAAUGGCAGUGAUCAGGCCAUUGCUGAAGCGGCCACACGUGAGGUAUAAACACUGAGGACCAGGCUGUGCACUGUCCCUCUCCUGACAUCUCUGACCUCAUUCUGCAGUGACUGACCAAAGUCCUGGCUUUCGGACUUCUAAAUGAAUAUAUAAAUACCGUAUACAUGUACUUCUUGUAAAUACUGCAUUCUGAACACACACCUGAGAUUGUGGCUGGGCUCACCCUCUUCUAGGAUUUCUUUCUUACCAACCUUUCUGGCCACGGGGACUUGAAGUAGGUGUCUGUGCAGCUUUGGUAGCAGCUGCCUGCUCCCUGGUGGAGAGCUGCCUGGGCAUCUGUCUGCCUCAUUCUGCACAGCGGGGGCUCCAAGGUGCUGUCAACAGUGCCCUACUUGAGCACAUUGAACUUGUGUUACCAGUCUUCUCUUACUGCAGUAUUCCAGUCUGAGACCUGUGACCAUGCCCAGGGCAUCGUAGUAGCUGGGUAAGACUCAGCCUGAAUUCCAGGAACUCAACAUCACCAUCUGCCUGUGAUGCUCGCUCCUGCUGCCCUGUCUGGAUGGAAUCUUUUGUUACAGAAGUGUAUCACAGGGUGGAGAAGUGGGUCAGCCUUGCCUACAGAGGCUCAUUUAGAAACCUGACAGAGUGUAGUUUGGUCCUCCCUCGAGAGAACUAGACCCUGUACAUAGAUGGAUUAUUUAUUACAUAUUCUACAGCCAGUGAGCACAGUGGUGCGCGAGCCUAUGCUGCCAGGGAGUGAUUUCAGCCAUGAGCUCUGCUUUGCCACUGGCUAUUGCCAGCACUGUUUGGGUCACUGAAACCCCUCUUUCCCCUCUGUGAUAAAAAAUAAAGCAAUACAUACCUGAAGUUCAGUUGAACAGUGAAAGCCCAGAAUGAGGAGCACCCCUGCCAUGCCCCACCCUACUCUGCUGCCCCUCUGGGCUCAGGUGGGCUCCGAGAGGCCAGUGGCCUGGGUUACAGCCCUGUUAGUGGGGCCAGGCCUAGAGACCUGUCCAUGGGUCUAGGGCUUCCUUUUGCUUUGGCAAUAAGUAAUAAUGACCUCAGGAGCUUAGAGGUCAGUUUUGAAGCCAGAGAAACUUUUCCAUAGAGAAGUGUUAAGUCUUUAAGACUCAAGUGGCAGCACCGUUGCAGGUGCCUCAGGACAACCUCUGCCCUCAGACAUAACGGCGUGGGAGGUUUUUGAGUGGGGCGUCUGGAGGCACUUUGUGUUCUGUUCUUCCUUCACACUCUAGCUGAUUCCAGUCUCUGGCCCCUGCUGGUUUCCUGCCAGGACCAGGCACAGGUCUGUCAGGACUCCCCAGUUUACCCGGCUUCAUUUAGAUCACUCGCUAGACUCUAACUCCUGUUAGCAUUUUACCCAUUUGUGCUAGGAUAAGAAAAGAUCAGGUGUUUUUGUUCUAUUUUGUAAGCCCUGUUUUUACAAGCAUUUUGGUGAUCCAUGAGACAUAGCAGCAGAACAGUUAAGAGUUAAGUGCGUUUGCUGUCACAGCAGAUUUUAACUCAGGAACAACUCUCCUCGAAUCUCUCCACCACUGGCGACAGGUGGCUGGGGUUGCUGCACCUCCUCCAGCAAGAGUAAACGAAGAUGGUUCUUAACCACUGCUGAUGUCGCCGUCCAUGCCCAGGACGAUCUCUUAUAGACCUGCCUUAAUGAUAUGCUUGGAGUAUUUUAUAACAAUACUCACAUUUCUAACAUCCCUUUCCCAGACAGGGUGACCAGAGGUUGUGUUUUGACAUGUUGCCUUUUCUUUCUGUGGAUCCAGCAUCUUCCCAGGCUCUCCAGAGAGCGAGCAAGGAUCUGUGAGAUUGAUUCAUUUUGUUGUGGGGGGAGGGGUGUUUGAAACAGGGUCUCCCUGUAACCCCAGCUGGCCUAGAACUUGACCAGGCUGGCCUUGCUCUCACAGGAUGGAUCUGCCUGCCUCUGCUUCCUGAGUGCUGGGAUUAAAGGUGUACAUGACCACAUCUGGCUUGAGAUUCUUUUUAAAAACCCACCCUGCCGUACAGACCCAUGUCUCUCUCAGCACAUCUCUUGAGGAUAGGGCUUUUAUACCAAUGAUGCAGGGGCACCAUUCACCAAGGGUUACUUCUCUGCUCUCUGAGGAAUGAGGAGACAAAGCCGUUUCCUAUCCUGUAGAUGUGAAGCACUUCCCAUUCUCAACCAUGUUCAGCAGCAGCUGAAGCUCCAUUGUACUCUCCUGUCUGCUGUCCUCAGGCUUGGGCCCAGAAUGCCUGCCGCGCCUGUGUACGCCUCCAUGCCAAUCAUCCCACUUCCUCGGGAUGCCUAGGGCGCUGGCUCCACGGGAAGCCCAGACUUGGCGGGCAACACUGGUGUUGACCACUACAAUCUGUGUGCUACAUUCUUGUAAUUAUUAAACUCAUUAUUUUUCUUACU
Molecule: messenger RNA, 4033 nt
Organism: Nannospalax galili (Upper Galilee mountains blind mole rat)
Lineage: Eukaryota; Metazoa; Chordata; Mammalia; Rodentia; Spalacidae
Gene: Arhgef7
Product: Rho guanine nucleotide exchange factor 7
Biological process (GO): intracellular signal transduction
Molecular function (GO): guanyl-nucleotide exchange factor activity; protein binding
Source: RefSeq, a predicted model, not a curated record